GCUUUUUGCUCCCACCAGCAAAAAUAACAACAAAAAGAUAAAUCUUAAUAAAACCCCUUCUAGCCAAAAGAUUAAAACCCUAAACCCCAAAACGUUAAUUCCUCUCAGCCUCUCUUUGUCUCUGUGGAACCCUAGCAACAAAAAAGAAAAUGAAAAGAGUAGCAGAGGGUGAACUUGUUAAUAAAUCGAAGGUAUCUAAAGGUAAUGAUAAUACCCCUGCUACAAAGAAGAACAUGAAGAGGAGGAAUAAGAAGAAGACUUUUAGCUCCAGUAUAAAGAGUGCUCAGGUAGGUGGGAAUCUACAGAAACAACAAAUAGCUUCUCAAAAAGCACCAGACAGUAAAAUGGAUGAAAUUCCUGUAUUUGGAGAUUUAUUGAGUGAAUUAGGCAAAGAAAAUGAUGGCAAGACAAAUCCAAAAUUAUCAAGUGGAAAUGAUUCUCACCUGAGUCAGACUAGAUUUCAUCAGUGCCCAAUUUCUCCCUUGUCGUUGAAGGGAAUAAAAGAUAUGGGAUACGAGAGAAUGACUACUGUGCAGGAGGCAACUCUUCCUGUCAUUCUUAAAGGUAAGGAUGUAUUAGCCAAGGCAAGGACAGGAACUGGAAAAACUGUAGCAUUUUUGCUUCCAGCAAUUGAGAACAUUUUAAAGUCAACUUCAGUGGAUUGUAAUAGAAAAGAGUUUCCUAUUAGUGUGCUUAUUAUAUGCCCAACAAGAGAACUGGCAUGCCAAGUUGCUGCAGAGGCUAUGAAAUUGCUUAAGCAUCAUCCUUCUAUCAGUGCUCAAGUUGUAAUUGGAGGCACAAGCCAAGAUACGGAGCGGAAACGUUUGUUGGGAAAGCCUUGCCAGAUUCUUAUUGCGACACCUGGAAGGCUUAAAGACCAUACUGUGACUACACCUGGAUUUGCUACUCGCUUGAAGGGUGUAAAAGUGCUUGUUCUUGAUGAAGCUGACCAAUUAUUAGGUAUGGGAUUCCAAAAGGACAUCGAAAAGAUUGUUGCUUCUGUUCCAAAACAGCGGCAAACACUUCUAUUUUCUGCUACUGUUCCAAAAGAGGUUCAUAAUAUCUGUCACAUAGCUUUAAAAAGUGAUCACGAAUACAUCGACACUGUUGAUGAAGGUAGCGAGGAGACACACUCGCAAGUUAGACAGACCCAUCUAACUGCGCCACUCAGCGAACACUUUUCAGUUAUAUAUAAACUUCUAAAAGAUCAUAUUGCUGAUGAUGUUAAUUAUAAGGUUCUUGUAUUCUGCACUACUGCAAUGGUCACAAAGCUUGUAGCUGAACUCCUUUCUGACCUUAAAUUGAACGUACGUGAGAUUCACUCGAGGAAGGCCCAGAGCUACAGAACAAGGGUGUCUGAUGAGUUCCGAAAGUCAACAGGACUUAUUCUUGUGACAUCUGAUGUUUCUGCACGUGGAGUAGACUAUCCUGAUGUUACUCUAGUAAUACAGGUUGGAUUGCCCUCUGAUAAACAACAGUACAUACAUCGACUUGGUCGAACAGGUCGCAAAGGUAAACAAGGGCAAGGAAUACUGCUGCUGGCUCCUUGGGAGGAAUUCUUCUUAUCUAAUUUGAGAGAUUUAUCAUUAAUAAAAGCUUCAGUGACGUUGAUUGACCCCGACUCAAAGAAAAAAGUAGAACAGGCGGUGUCCCGGAUAGAUAUGAAAAGCAAAGAGGCAGCAUACCAAGCAUGGCUCGGGUACUACAAUGGAAAUAAGACAGUGGGCCGUAAUAAAUGCAAGCUGGUCGAGCGUGCAAAUGAGUUCAGCAGGAGUAUGGGACUUGAUACCCCUCCAGCCAUCCGAAAGGUCGUCCUUGGCAAGAUGGGAUUAAAAAAUGUUCCAGGUCUUAGAUCUUAUUAAAUGAAGAGAUCAAGGCAAGUUUCUAGCUGAUCGUCACUACCUGAAUUCUAUAUGUUCCCAUUCUCAACUUUCAUAUUUUGUUACAUUUUUAUUUUUGUGAUACACCAACUUCACAUUAUGUGUAGUGAAAAUGCUUGAUAUAUUGAUUUUAUAUUUGUUCUUGUGAAGUUGUUUAUAAUCCAAUCUCCCAGUUCCUUAAUAAACCAGUUUUCAAAAUGGCA
This is a messenger RNA of Papaver somniferum (opium poppy), 2083 nucleotides long. RefSeq names its product DEAD-box ATP-dependent RNA helicase 31-like. Gene Ontology annotation, molecular function: ATP binding; RNA helicase activity; nucleic acid binding. Gene Ontology annotation, cellular component: chloroplast. The record is from RefSeq and is a predicted model, not a curated record. Lineage: Eukaryota; Viridiplantae; Streptophyta; Magnoliopsida; Ranunculales; Papaveraceae. The transcript has 10 exons. The coding region runs from base 150 to 1862 and encodes 570 amino acids.